Molecule: messenger RNA, 531 nt
Organism: Gryllus bimaculatus (two-spotted cricket)
Lineage: Eukaryota; Metazoa; Arthropoda; Insecta; Orthoptera; Gryllidae
Source: the annotation of a GenBank genome assembly
AUGUAUAAUUGGACUGUUUAUGCUGCUGUAAGUCCAUUGAUAAUUUCAGAAGUAACAGCAGUUGUUGCUUCUGAAUUUUCAACUGUUUUCGCUUCUGGAUUUUUAGCUGUUGUUGCUUCUGGAUUUUCAGCUGUUGAUACUUCUGGAUUUUUAGCUGUUGUUGCUUCUGAAUUUUCAACUGUUUUCGCUUCUGGAUUUUUAACUGUUGUUGCUUCUGGAUUUUCAGCUGUUGAUGCUUCUGGAAUUUCAGCUGUUGAUGUUUCUGAAUUUUCAGCUGUUGAUGCUUCUGAAUUUACAACUGUUUUUGCUUGUGGAUUUUCAGUUGUUGAUGCUUCUGGAUUUUCAGCUGUUGAUGCUUCUGAAAUUACAACUGGUGUUGCUUCUGAAUUUUCUUUUGAUGAUUCAUUGUUCUCCGACCAGAACUUAUUCUCACCUCAUUCGGGUUUUGUACCCAACCCAUCGCCACGACAACGUGGCAUCGCCGACGGCUCUGUGGAUCCUAUGGGUUGUGCGUUGUCGUCCUAUGUCUGA